UGCUGACUGUUUUCACAUUUUGAUUUCUUCUAAGAAAUAUCCAGAAUUAACGCCAGUGACCAUGCUGAUUUGUUCUUGUGUGACUUCUGAGCUUGAUUCCAGUGAGGAAGAAUGGAAAUCUCUGAGAAAUCCUGAAAAUCGAAAUCUGUUUAUCAAAAUUCUCCAAUCCUACUUAAAUGGAAGAGGUAUGAAUCUGGUCAACUUGGGCAAAAAGGGAAAACUUACAGGUAACCUGGGAAGCAAAACCAAAUCCAACUUUGACAUUUAUCAACAAGACCUGGAAAGCAACAAUGCUUUUGAUGUUUGAAGCAUCUUCGUACCAGUUUAAAGAACAUUUUUAUUCUUUACUUCUUCCUGUACAAUGAACAUUUUUGCAGUUCCCUGUCAACCCUGUAAACUAUUUAAAAUGUGUUUUCUUAAAGCAAUAUUCAGAUCAUUCCAUUCUGGUUUUGUAAACGAAGCUGAUGCAGACGCAUUUAAAAAAUACUAAUAUAUUUCAACUAUAGCACAAUGUAGGAUUCUAUUUCAUUCUUGCAUCAUACAAACCUUGCAAUACUAUGAUGACCUGAAACAUACACUUUCUAAAAAAAAAAUAAAUAAAUAUCUUUCCGUAAGUGUUACUGAGCUUAUCUAUUUUGA
Polypterus senegalus (gray bichir) is the source of this 639-nucleotide messenger RNA. RefSeq lists its product as uncharacterized. Bases 62 to 307 code for a protein of 81 amino acids. The transcript has 3 exons. The record is from RefSeq and is a predicted model, not a curated record. NCBI's taxonomy places the organism in Eukaryota, Metazoa, Chordata, Cladistia, Polypteriformes, Polypteridae.